Messenger RNA from Aspergillus aculeatus ATCC 16872, 897 nucleotides. RefSeq names its product NmrA/HSCARG family protein. NCBI's taxonomy places the organism in Eukaryota, Fungi, Ascomycota, Eurotiomycetes, Eurotiales, Aspergillaceae. The record is from RefSeq and is a predicted model, not a curated record. Bases 1 to 897 code for a protein of 298 amino acids. The transcript is spliced from 2 exons.
AUGAGCGCAGUCCUCAUCACCGGCGCGACCGGCAAACAGGGUGGUUCAGUGAUUCGCAAUCUCCUCGCCAAGAAUGCCCCCUUCGAUAUCCUCGCUGUCACGCGCAAUGCACAGUCCUCAUCGGCCCAAAGACUCGCACAGCAAUCACCCAGGAUUAAACUGGUCGAAGGCAACCUGGAUGACCCAGCGGCGCUAUUCCGCGCCGCCAAGAGCGGGAGCUCCACUCCGAUAUGGGGGGUGUAUAGUGUCCAGGCUGCCGAUCCACGCAAUGAUAACGAGCGUCGACAGGGUGUGGCCCUAGUCGACGAGUCCAUCAAGCAAGGCGUGAAGUUCUUCGUCUACAGCUCCGUCGACCGCGGCGGCGAGGCCUCCAUCAACAAUCCCACCCAAGUCCCGCACUUCAUCUACAAGCAUGAAAUCGAAAAGCACUUGAUCGCAAAAUCAGAGGGCACCGACAUGCGGUGGACGAUCUUACGGCCCACCGCCUUUUUCGAGAACUUGACGCCCGAUUACUUUGGCCUUGUCUUUGCGACCGCGUGGCAGAUGGCGCUGAAGGGCAAGCCGCUGCAGUUAAUCGCCACCAGUGACAUCGGCUUCUUUGCCGCUCAAGCAUUUCUACAUCCCGAAGAGUCGCAAGGGAAGGCUUUCUCCCUGGCAGGGGAUGAGUUGACGUAUGAUCAGAUGGCGACAAUCUUCAAGCAGAAGACGGGGAAAGACGUACCGACCACCUUCAGGAUUCCGGUCAAGCUAAUGAUGAUGGCCGUCAAGGAGCUUGGAGUGAUGUUUAAAUGGUUCCAUGAUGAGGGAUACGGGGCUGAGAUUAACGCCCUGAGAAAGCUCAAUCCGGACCUGAAAGACUUUGGCACGUGGUUGGAGACGGAGAGUGGAUUCCGGUAG